GCCCACAGUCGCCAUCUGCACCAGCCGAGGACUGACCCUGGGCACACCCCCGGAUCUCCCUCCCUGAGCUUCAGCAGCAGGCGGGGCCUUGUGCUGAGCGCCCUCCAAGCCAGAAUCCACAAUGACAACUGUAACAGUGACCACAGAAGUUCCCCCAAGGCGUAAGACAGAAAACGACUCUGUCUUGUGUGCAUCUUCAUCAGCUCACAUUCUUGAAGAAACAGAGUAUGUGAGAAAGAUUCGAACUACCCUGGAAAAAAUCCAAAAUCACAUGUUUAAAGAUGAAGCAGGACAAGGCAAUGCAAAUUGCAAACGAGAUGCAGAGCAAUCUGGAAACCUUCAGAAUGGCUCAGAGUCCACAACAGAUCCCACUAGUUUGGAUUUGCUCAUGGAAAACAUGAGAAGAAAAGACCAGCAGCUCCUAGAAAUGAACAGAGAAAAUGAAGUGUUAAAGAUCAAGCUGGAAGCUUCUCGAGAAGCAGGAGCCGCAGCUCUGAGGAAUGUAGCCCAGAGAUUAUUUGACAACUACCAAACACAUUCUGAAGACAUGAAGAAGAGGCAUGAGGACAGUAAGCGUUUACUUCAGAUCAACAAUCUUGAAAAAGAGCAGAUGUUAAAGCAACGUGUUGAAAAUCUGAGUCAACUUUCAGAAAAACUUGAAGAAAAACACGGUCAAAUCAUAGGACUGGAGAACCGCGUACAGAGGAUGGAAAACGAAAAGAAAACACUCCUAGAGAGAAAAUCGUGUUUGGAAAGCAAGCUGCUGCAGCUCAAGUCCAAGGACGCACAUUCGAAAAGCUGCCAGGAUCUUGAAGCCGAGAUUUCCAUCCUCCAGGAGCAGAUCUGUCACCUGCAGUUCGUGAUUCACUCCCAGCAUCAGAACCUGCGCAACAUCAUCCAGGAGAUGGAAGGAUUAAAAAGUACUUUAAAGGAACAAGAUGAAAAAAUCGAAAAUUUGAAAGAAAAAGUCAACAUACUUGAAAGUCAGAAUAAGGAACUUAAAACCAAGGUGGCAAAUUGGACAGAGACUCCUAAGGCACCAGUUUCUAAGGCUGUCUCUACAAGUGAACUGAAGCCUGAAGGGGCCUCUCCCUAUCUGAUGUUGGUCAGGCUACGGAAGUGAACAGGCUGGAUGAAGCUCCGCUAGAGAAGGACUCUGUAGAUGUUAUUUAUUCCUUGAAAUGCAGUUUCAGCUCUGAAGCUAAAAUGACACCAUGCCAGUGUUUAUGUAAAUAUAACUUAUUAUACAUCAACAAGAUUAUAAGAAGGUGAUAUUCGAGGCAAUUCAACAGAUGUCUAAUGGAGAGAAGAAACCUUCCCUGCAAAAAAAUUAACUUAAAAGGAAAAGAAAUCAGGUGCUUUUCUAUGAUGGAAGAUGAAUUCUGCUCUACACUUAACACAUUAAAAUAAAAUCUGA
Chionomys nivalis (European snow vole) is the source of this 1417-nucleotide messenger RNA. It is a transcript of the gene Ccdc68, whose product is annotated as coiled-coil domain containing 68. The record is from RefSeq and is a predicted model, not a curated record. Gene Ontology annotation, cellular component: intracellular anatomical structure. The transcript has 11 exons. Lineage: Eukaryota; Metazoa; Chordata; Mammalia; Rodentia; Cricetidae. The coding region runs from base 122 to 1123 and encodes 333 amino acids. Gene Ontology annotation, biological process: intracellular signal transduction.